Molecule: messenger RNA, 2980 nt
Organism: Scatophagus argus
Lineage: Eukaryota; Metazoa; Chordata; Actinopteri; Scatophagidae
Product: dolichyl-diphosphooligosaccharide--protein glycosyltransferase subunit STT3B-like
Exons: 16
Coding region: 450-2888 (812 amino acids)
Biological process (GO): post-translational protein modification
Cellular component (GO): membrane
Molecular function (GO): dolichyl-diphosphooligosaccharide-protein glycotransferase activity
Source: RefSeq, a predicted model, not a curated record
CAUUGGUCACUAUUGUUGGCUGUCAAGCGCGCUCUACCGUGGGAUUGGAUUUCUCCUGGAGCUGUUUCCUCCUUGGCUUUACCUGUCUCGUUGUGAGAGGCUGACAGCUCUUCCUGCUCCACAAACAGCUCCCGCCCCUUCAUCCAGCUCCAAGGAAGGAAGGAGGAACUGCUCGAGUCGCAUGUGUCACUUCCAGUAUGCUGCAAAACCGUGCUGCUAUGUGACUCCCUGGGAUUAUUUAGCUGGUUUUGCUGUUGGUGGGAAGUAAGGUUAGAAAGUUUGGAAUUACAGCCAGUGUUCUGGGGGGUGCGGGGCGCGUUGGGAACGUGGUGCAAGUGGUUUAGGAAGUGGAGCGUGGCAGCGAAAAAGGAGAAGGGGGGGCUUUUCUUUCCCGUGUGAUAAAAGAUAGCUCGUUUCGCUUGCUUGCUACGACGGGACUGACGUAGAAUAUGGCGGAACAUCAUCCGGUUUCCGAAAACAAACACAAAUCCUCACUGAACUCCGGAGCGUCGUACUCGGGGAACGGGCGCAGCAGCACGGCGGUCGCAGAGAGAGGCAGCAACGCCGGGGCAGUAGGAGGUCUGUCCGGCGGCCUGUCGCAGCCAGCAGGGUGGCAGUCCUUGCUGUCUUUUACCAUCCUGUUCCUGGCCUGGCUGGCCGGUUUCAGCUCCAGGCUAUUCGCUGUUAUUCGCUUCGAAAGCAUCAUCCACGAGUUUGACCCCUGGUUCAACUACAGGUCGACUCACCAUCUCACCACCAAUGGCUUCUAUGAGUUCCUUAACUGGUUUGACGAAAGAGCCUGGUACCCUCUGGGUAGGAUAGUAGGAGGCACGGUGUACCCAGGUCUGAUGGUCACAGCAGGCCUCAUCCACUACGUGCUCAACCUGCUGCACAUCACCGUCCACAUCCGCGAUGUGUGUGUGUUCCUGGCUCCUGUGUUCAGCGGCCUGACCUCUAUCUCCACCUUUCUGCUGACGAGGGAGCUAUGGAAUCAGGGCGCCGGACUGCUCGCGGCCUGCUUCAUCGCUAUCGUCCCAGGCUACAUCUCCCGCUCCGUUGCUGGCUCCUUCGAUAAUGAAGGCAUCGCCAUCUUUGCCCUGCAGUUCACCUAUUACCUCUGGGUGAAGUCAGUGAAGACGGGAUCAGUCUUCUGGACCAUCGGCUGCUGCCUCUCCUAUUUCUACAUGGUUUCAGCUUGGGGCGGUUACGUGUUCAUUAUCAACCUCAUUCCUCUUCAUGUAUUUGUGCUGCUUCUCAUGCAGCGCUAUAGUAGGAGAGUUUACAUAGCCUACAGUACCUUCUACAUCGUUGGCCUGGUCUUGUCAAUGCAGGUCCCCUUUGUGGGCUUUCAGCCAAUCAGGACCAGUGAACACAUGGCAGCAGCAGGUGUGUUUGUGCUGCUUCAGGUCUAUGCCUUCCUGCAGUACCUGAAGGACAGACUGACCAGGCAGGAGUUCCAGACUCUGUUCUUCCUGGGAGUCUCUGUAGCUGCUGGAGUGGUUUUCCUCUCUGUCAUCUAUCUGACAUACACAGGGUACAUUGCUCCAUGGAGUGGGCGCUUCUACUCCCUCUGGGACACAGGCUAUGCUAAGAUCCACAUUCCCAUCAUAGCCUCAGUAUCUGAGCACCAGCCCACCACCUGGGUGUCCUUCUUCUUUGACCUCCACAUCCUCGUCUGCACCUUCCCAGCAGGCCUCUGGUUCUGCAUUAAGAACAUCAAUGAUGAACGUGUCUUUGUGGCCUUGUACGCUAUCAGCGCUGUAUAUUUUGCUGGCGUCAUGGUGCGUUUGAUGCUGACUCUGACUCCGGUGGUCUGCAUGCUGUCGGCGGUGGCUUUCUCCAGCGUCUUUGAACACUACCUGGGAGACGACAUGAAGAGGCAGAGCCCGCCUGCUGAGGACAGCAGCGAUGAGGACGACAGGAAGAACGCCGGAAACCUCUACGACAAGGCUGGUAAGGUGCGUAAACAUGUAUCGGAGCAGGAGAAGGCUGAGGAGGGCCUGGGCCCCAACAUCAAGUCCAUCGUCACCAUGCUGAUGUUGAUGCUGCUCAUGAUGUUCGCUGUCCACUGCACCUGGGUCACCAGCAACGCCUACUCCAGCCCCAGUGUUGUACUGGCAUCAUACAACCAUGACGGCUCCCGCAACAUCCUGGAUGACUUCAGAGAGGCCUACUAUUGGCUGAGGCAGAACACAGACGAGCAUGCCAGAGUGAUGUCCUGGUGGGACUAUGGCUACCAGAUAGCAGGCAUGGCGAACAGAACCACGCUGGUCGACAACAACACGUGGAACAACAGUCACAUAGCACUGGUGGGCAAAGCCAUGUCAUCCAAUGAGACUGCAGCAUAUGAAAUCAUGAGGUCACUGGAUGUUGACUAUGUCCUGAUCAUCUUUGGAGGGGUGAUUGGUUACUCAGGCGAUGAUAUCAACAAGUUCCUAUGGAUGGUGCGCAUCGCAGAGGGGGAGCACCCCAAGGACAUCAGGGAAAGUGACUACUUUACCCCACAGGGGGAGUUCAGAGUGGAUAAAGCUGGUUCCCCCACCCUACUCAACUGCCUUAUGUACAAAAUGUCUUACUACCGCUUUGGAGAGAUGCAGUUGGACUUCCGGACGCCGCCGGGCUUUGACCGAACACGCAAUGCUGAGAUCGGCAACAAGGACAUAAAGCUGAAGCACCUGGAGGAAGCCUUCACAUCUGAGCAUUGGUUGGUCAGGAUUUACAAGGUUAAAAAGCUGGAGAACAGAGACCGUGUAGAGCACAAGUUGCAAGGCACUGAUUCCACGAAGCAGAAGUACACGUCCAAAAAGACAGCCAAGAGGAAGCGGGGUUACAUCAAGAACAAGCUUUCCCUCAAGAAGGGCAAGAAACUGACCAAGAAAACUUUAUAGGAAGUCGACCCCCAGCAGAGGCACAUUGUUGACGGGAGAGAGAGGGAAAAAAAAACAACAAAAAACAAAAAAAAAAACAAAACAACUUAAAA